UCGAACCAGUGCUUGCUUGAGAGAGGAUGAAGAAGAGCCCUUCAAGCUGAGAGUACAGAGUGCAUGAUGAAGUCAAUGAUACAACUGUUGUUCGAGCUCUAGUAGAAGGAGUAGUGGUAGUAGUAGUAGUAGUAGUAGUAGUAGUAGUAGUAGUAGGACGAGGUAGGGACUGCUCCACUACGGUAGGAGUUCAUCCAUGGCAGUGAGCAAGCUAUGAUGACGAGGAUGACUAACUACUGCCAGAUCAACGAUCUCCACUGGUAAUAGUGUGACUUGAAGAAGAAGACAACGACGAAGACAAGCAGUCAAGAAAAGCGUGUGUAUUCAUUCAGAGUGGUACAUGGUGUUUAUCUUGAAACAACCAGAGAGUUCACGGUGCAAACCAUCAUAAACCUUCGACAUCGAGUCGACUUCAAAGAGCAAGGACGUCUCAUCUCGUUCCCCGAGAGCGCACUCACACUUACUCAAACACAUGUCAAGAAACUCAAAUAAUAGGACGAGCAACCCAACGAGACAACUCAAACUUCCCUGGAUCGCUGGCCUACUAUAAGCCCCCUGGCAACCUCCCAUCGUGUGUCCCAUAUUGUUCCAUGAAUUAAACCCGAAGAGGGAAUUCGCAUCCAAACUACAAUCCACACGCUUACCACCCUCAAUCUCACUCCCAACAUUUGACACUCGACUCGUCAACUUGCAGUUCUGUUAAGCCAAACUCCUCCGAACGAAACGAAUAAUACGUAGUCCGCACUCGGCGAAACGAAACUUCUCCAGCCAGUCAAGCUUAAACACGGAUUUGCUGGAAAUAGUAGCUGCUCCUCAGUCCAGGGUGAACUCGAGACGGCGUACGAUGUGCUCCUAAGAUCGUGAAAAGAAACGAGAAGUCAGUGAGUGAUCAAGAAGAAUCAUGUUGGACACAAGUGAAUGCCAGAAACCGGGUGGACGAGGCAAGAUGAAUUUCCGCGGGAUUCGAUCCUCCAAAUUUCGCCAUGUUUAUGGCGCUCCAGCCAAGCGACCCCAUUGCUACGAGAACAUCAAGAUCACCCGGAACGCCCAUGACUCAAAUUUUUGCGCCACGAAUCCGAAAUUCCUGGCUUGUGUGGUGGAAGUCGGGGGUGGAGGCAGUUUCAUAGUGCUACCUUUGGAGAAGAUGGGACGAGCGGAUUAUGCCGCGGGCAAGGUGACAGGACACACAAAGAAUGUUUUGGACAUCAAAUGGAAUCCAUUCAAUGACAACAUCAUUGCCAGUGCUUCGGAGGAUUGUACCGUUAAGCUAUGGUACAUUCCGGAUGGAGGCUUGUCCAAGGAUCUGGACGACUUUUUGAUCGAACUCCAAGGUCACAGACGACGAGUGAUGUACUUGGAAUGGCAUCCGACGGCCGAAAAUAUUCUGCUCAGUGCUGGCUACGACCACACCAUAAUUGUGUGGAAUAUUGCCAAGGGUCAUGCCGUGAACAUCAUUGACUGUCAUGUGGACACCAUCUACUCGAUGUCAUUCAACAGGAAUGGAUCUCUCUUGGCUACUACGAGCAAGGAUAAGCUCAUCCGGAUCAUUGACCCACGAUCUGGGGAAGUUCUACGUCAGGGUGACUGUCACAAAGGAACCAAGGCCAGCAAGGUUGUGUAUUUAGGAGACACGGGACGGUUAUUCACCACUGGAUUCUCCAAAUUCUCGGAUCGGCAAUACGGAAUCUGGUCUCAAAAUGACCUCUCGGAGCCCUUGGCUAUGGAGAACAUUGACUCUUCGUCGGGCGUACUGUAUCCAUUUUACGAUCACGAUACCAAAAUGGUUUAUGUGGGGGGCAAAGGAGAUGGGAAUGUGCGAUAUUACGAAAUGAUUGACGAAGCUCCGUAUUGUUUCUAUCUAAGCCAAUUCAUCUCGGGAGCUCCUCAGCGAGGUUUUGGGAUCCUACCUAAGAGAGGUUGCGAUACGACACAUUGUGAAAUAUUCCGCUUCUAUAAACUGCACGCCACCAAAGACCUGAUUGAACCCAUUUCCAUGGUGGUUCCACGAAAGUCGGAAAUGUUCCAAGAUGACAUCUAUCCUGAAACAGCAGCUCCCACCCCUUCGUUAACAGCGGACGAAUGGGCCACCGGAAAGAACGCCUACCCUUUGCUAAUGUCUCUACGAUCUGGCACUCGCGUCCGAACGUACAAACCUGUGGUCUAUAAGCCCUCAGAGAAUGCCAUUGUGGUAUCGGACCGGAAUAAUGAUCGGAAAUUCAUGUUUUUAUCGGAGGAAACCAAGCCGGAUUAUCGACCCAUGGAUCGUCGUCCAGAUAUCCCACAGAGUCCCCAAAUGGACCACCGUCCACUAGGCGCAGAUUCGUACAAGAACAAACAGGAGAACAACUACCAAACCGCACUCGAUGGAGCAAAACUGGCUCACGAAAAAUAUCAGAAGACUUAUCAGAAUACCAAGUUCCAAGAGGUUCAGCGGAAGUGGAUCUCUGGUCAUCAACCCGGAUCUAAUCCUCGGCCUCAAUCCCCACUGGAUGUUGACCUGGAUACGAUAUAUAAGACGAACAUACCCUCGGGAUCCACCACAGUUCGAUCCCUUACGUCAAGGUUUGGCGGGAACAAUAUGAGGGACAAUAAAGAUAUCGAGAACGAAGACGACCUUCGAACUAUGGUGGAAGAGCAGAAAUCCGAGAUUGAGAACCUAAGGGCCGAGUUAUCGGUUAAGGAUCGAAAGAUACAGCACCUCGAGGAACGUCUCAAGUUGUCACAAGUGAAUGGAAAUGGAACCACAUCACCUUUGAUCGGAGAUAGAAGCAUCUUGGAUCAAUCACCACACUGAAGUUCUGUCCAUAGCACAAAGGGCAAAAUCGUUCAGUUUUGCCCUUGGGAAAGCUCGUUCAUGUCAUUUGGUACAACAUUCAAGUCUGCCAAGCUCUUUGGAGGUUUAGAUUUUUGUUCUGGUCAGCCACUGGCAUUUAUUCCCGUGAACCAUGAAGCGAUCUCGCCAGUGAAAGGUGGCCGAAGGAUCGGGAGUACAACUAGCUUUAAAUAUUAUCCAUUUAGUAUCGUAACCGUAUACCGUACCCCAAUGUGUGAUAUGCGAACAUGGAAUAAAACUACUUAAUAUCCGUA
This is a messenger RNA of Tigriopus californicus, 3087 nucleotides long. RefSeq names its product coronin-2B-like. The transcript is spliced from 9 exons. The coding region runs from base 902 to 2794 and encodes 630 amino acids. Gene Ontology annotation, biological process: actin filament organization. Gene Ontology annotation, molecular function: actin filament binding. The record is from RefSeq and is a predicted model, not a curated record. Lineage: Eukaryota; Metazoa; Arthropoda; Copepoda; Harpacticoida; Harpacticidae.